Malania oleifera is the source of this 630-nucleotide messenger RNA. RefSeq lists its product as uncharacterized. The record is from RefSeq and is a predicted model, not a curated record. The transcript is spliced from 2 exons. Bases 1 to 630 code for a protein of 209 amino acids. NCBI's taxonomy places the organism in Eukaryota, Viridiplantae, Streptophyta, Magnoliopsida, Santalales, Ximeniaceae.
AUGAACCUUGAGGGUAGCAGUGCCCAUGCCAGUGGUGAUGAUGGUGCAGACCCCUCUGGUGCGGGUGGUGGUGAUUCAGAUGCAGUUCUGCGUAGUGUGGCUCAACAUGUUAUAGCUCAGAUUGCAUGGAGCUCUAGAGGGCAGGGAGGCAUACCGAUAGAUCAGGAUUGUACCAUUGAGAAGUUUAUUAAAAUGAAUGCUCAAACAUUUUUAGGAGGAUUCGAUCCUGUUGUGGCUAAAAAUUGGACGCAAGAGAUCGAGAAAAUAGGGACAGUGCUCCACUGUAUGGAUGAACUGAGGGUUCUUUAUGCUACCUAUAAAUUAACAAAAAUCUUCUUUGAUCAUUAUUUUCCUGCCACUGUCAGAGAGGCUAAGGUAAUAAAAUUUGUAAAAUUGACUCUGGGAAGUCUCACAGCCCAGCAAUAUGCGGCAAAGUUCAUUGAGCUAUCACGCUUUGCCCCCUACAUCAUCCCAAAUGAGGUGAAAAGGGUGAGGAUGUUUGAGAGGGGCUUGAGGCAAGAUAUCUUCAAGCAGGUGGCAGUCCUAAAAAUGGAGGAUUUAUCUGAAUUGGUGGAUAGGGCCACCGUAGCAGAGGAGAGUGAACAGAAAGAUGCGUGGACCCCGAGUUAG